Mustela lutreola (European mink) is the source of this 6645-nucleotide messenger RNA. It is a transcript of the gene ZNF45, whose product is annotated as zinc finger protein 45. The record is from RefSeq and is a predicted model, not a curated record. Gene Ontology annotation, biological process: regulation of transcription by RNA polymerase II; positive regulation of reciprocal meiotic recombination. The transcript is spliced from 13 exons. Gene Ontology annotation, cellular component: nucleus. Bases 1847 to 4042 code for a protein of 731 amino acids. NCBI's taxonomy places the organism in Eukaryota, Metazoa, Chordata, Mammalia, Carnivora, Mustelidae. Gene Ontology annotation, molecular function: histone H3K36 methyltransferase activity; DNA-binding transcription factor activity, RNA polymerase II-specific; RNA polymerase II cis-regulatory region sequence-specific DNA binding.
CUGGAGAAAUGGGAGAGCGUAAUACAGUGCUCUGUGUGUUCGGAAGCAUUCGGCUACCAGAGGGCAAGAAUGCGAAGCCCUCUCCUUUCGUGGACUCCGGAUUGGAUUCCGGCCGUAGGUGUGGGAACCGGCUUGUCCGCCUCACGCGGGGGCGGAACAGCGGCCCGGGUGCCUCUCGGGAAUGCUGGGGAAUGUAGUCCAGGAGCUCCGCAGAGUCGGAGGUAUUUCCGCUGCGGGAGGUUAACAUCGCGGCCUUCGUUUCUCUCUGGGAGGUGGCACUGGCUCUUCUCAUCCAUGCGGGACAGGAGGCUUUGCCCGGACUACUUCUGACUCGUGUUUUAGAAAGAGAGCGUCCCCCACAAAUACCUUCUGCGGUUUUUGCAGGGCCACAGACCAGACUGCAGCAUCUCAGGCUCCUUUCUUUUCCGCCUCCUGACUUCUGAAAGAGGACCCCUUGGCAGCAGAGCCCCGCUGCGACCGUACUGCGCUUUCGUCUUCCUCUUCUACGGUGAUAGAAGGUAUUUCAUUCAUGAGCAACUGUUAAAUAAUUGAGAAAAUAUGGAGAACAUGCACAGGACGUGAGUGAUGGUCUUCAUGGUUACACCUGGAGUGCUAAGCAUCGUCCGGAGGGUUUUAUAAAAAUUAACGCAGUCUUCACAAAGCCCUCUCAAGUGAAUAGUUACUGCCUCUAUUGUACAGACGAGAGAAUGGAGGCAGAGGAGCCCAAGUUACUUAUCCUGUGUCACACCGCUAGUGGGUGAAGUGGAUUUGAAUCCAGGGUGUGUGUGCCUUAUGUGUGGAUAUCCUUGGCCCCAAAGUUUGAAGUCCUCAAAUUGGAAUUAGGAAACAAAACAGAAAAAUAAGCUAUAUAAAUAUUUAACCAUAGGAAACUGGCUGCAGAGGAGUCAAGUCAUUUGGGAUCAAGUUACAGAGAGAGAGAGAGAGCGUGCACAGGAGGAGGGGCAGAGGGAGAGAAAAUCUUCAGAAGACACUGGCUACACUUCACUGACUGAGUCACCCAGGGACGGCUGUUUUCCAGGACCUUGUCAUAUUCUUUCCAGAGUGCCUAGCAGCAACCUAGAAGUUAGCAGAGAAGAGUUAUUCAGUGGCUAUGUGACAUGAAAAAUGCAACAAGUUAUCGAAAGGGCAAAGGGGAUUUUAAGCAGAUCCUUUGGCUUCAGAGUUGUCUCCCCGUUUCCGUGUCUGUCAACCCUACUCUCAGCUCUCGUUUCUCUUCCUGUGAGACCUCUUGGAGUCCCAUCAGUGUAUUUUUGUCCUCAGAAGCAGCAGAGAAGCAUCUAGAAUACCGGUUCUGGUGUGAGAGCUGGAUUCCACUUCCGCCUGUGUGUCUUGACCUCAUCAAGCUUCAGUUUCUUCAUCUGUUAAACGGAAGCCACAGUCCUCCUCAUCAAGUGGGAACUUCCAAAAUGCCGGUACCAUGCCAGAGGCAUCGCACAGAUUAGCUCAUUUAUUCCAGCACAGUAACCCUCUGGCUGAAAUUCUGUUUUGAUCUCUUUGUUGUAUCUGAGGAUGGACACAGAGGUGUAGGCAGUUGGACCGAAGUCACACGACUUGUGCAACAGUAACUUCAUCAUAGACAGAGAUCACAAGUAGGCAGAGAGGCAGGCAGAGAGAGAGGAGGAAACAAGCUCCCCGCUGAGCAGAGAGCCCGAUACGAAGCUCAAUCCCAGGAUCCUGGGAUCAUGACCUGAGCCGAAGGCAGAGGAUUUAACCUACUGAGCCACCCAGGCACCCCUGAGUCACAGAUGAAAGAAUUGAGGCACGGAGACAUUAAUAACUUGUCGAAGAUUUCACAGCUACCCUUCCUUAGAAGGACGAGGGCAAAAUGACCAAGUUCAAGGCAGUGUCUGGCAGCAUUUCUGGUGUCGCCAACUUGAGGGAGGCUUCGGCCUCUACUGCACAGAAGCCAGGGCUGCUGCCAAAAAGGCAGGGGACAGCCCCCACAAUAAGCAGUUAUCUGGCCCCAAAUGAGGCGGUGACAUUCAAGGAUGUGGCGGUGGUCUUCACGGAGGAGGAGUUGGGGCUGCUGGACUCCGCCCAGAGGAAGCUGUACGGAGACGUGAUGCUGGAGAACUUCAGGAACCUGCUCUCUGUGGGGCAUCAGCCCUUCAUCCCACAUGUAAUACUCCAGUGCGAGAGGGGAGAAAAGCUUCAGAUGAGAAAGACAGCAACCCAGGGCCGCGGCAUCGCAGGAGACAAGAAUCUAAAUGACCUGGAGACUCUUCAAGAAAUUGGAUCAAAGUUCCUGCCACAUGAAGAGCUGUUCUGCUCGCAGAUCUGGCAACAGGUUACAAAGGAAUUAGCCCAGUGCCAAGAUUCCAUGGUCAGUAUUCAAGGAACUGGCUCUCAGUUGGAAAAACGAGCUGAUGUACUCUAUAAAGAUGAGGGGUUUGGUAAAGGCUUUAAUCAGAAUUCACAUCUUCAGGUUCCCCACAGAGACGAUCCGGGAGGAAAAACCUACCAGGCAGAGGAGCAUGAGAAAGGUUUCAUUCAGCGCUGUCAUCUUCAAACUAACCCGACAGCCCAUGUAGGAGAGAAGCCCUAUAAAUGUGAAAAAUGUGAAAACACCUUCCGUCGGCUUUCAAGCCUUCAAGCCCAUCAGAGGGUCCAUAGUGGAGAGAAAUCGUUGAAUUAUGACACAUCGUUUAAGGGUUUACGACAGAGGUCAUCUCUUCACCAUCACCAGAGAGUCUCCACUGGAGAGAAUUCACACAAAUAUGAGGAAUGUGGGAGGAACGUCGGGAAAAGCUCACAUUGUCAAGCUCCUCUGAUAGUCCACACAUUAGAAAAACCUUAUAAAUGUGAGGACUGUGGGCUGAGCUUCAGUCAGAGCUCAUAUCUUCAAGUCCACCAGAGAGCCCACAUGGGAAAGAAACCUUAUAGAUGUGAAGAGUGUGGAAAGGGCUUCAGCUGGCGUUCGCGACUACAGGCUCAUCAGCGAAUCCACACUGGAGAGAAGCCGUACAAAUGUGAGGCAUGUGGCAAGGGCUUCAGUUACAGCUCACACCUUAAUAUUCAUUGUCGAAUCCACACAGGCGAGAAACCCUAUAAAUGUGAAGAGUGUGGGAAAGGCUUCAGUGUAGGUUCACACCUUCAGGCCCAUCAGGUGAGUCACACUGGAGAGAAACCUUACAAAUGUGAGGAGUGUGGGAAGGGCUUCUGCCGGGCCUCAAAUCUUCUGGACCAUCAGAGAGGCCACACUGGUGAGAAACCAUAUCAAUGUGAUGCAUGUGGAAAGGGCUUCAGUCGUAGCUCAGAUUUUAACAUUCAUUUCAGAGUCCAUACAGGAGAGAAACCCUAUAAAUGUGAGGAAUGUGGGAAAGGCUUCAGUCAGGCCUCAAAUCUUCUAGCACAUCAAAGAGGCCACACUGGAGAAAAACCAUACAAAUGUGGGACGUGUGGCAAGGGCUUCAGCCGGAGUUCAGAUCUUAACGUUCAUUGUAGAAUCCACACCGGAGAGAAACCCUACAAAUGCGAGAAGUGUGGUAAGGCCUUCAGUCAGUUCUCAAGUCUUCAAGUGCAUCAGAGAGUCCACACGGGAGAGAAACCCUAUCAGUGUGCAGAGUGUGGGAAGGGCUUCAGUGUGGGUUCGCAGCUUCAAGCCCACCAGAGGUGCCAUACGGGGGAGAAACCGUAUCAGUGUGAGGAGUGUGGGAAAGGAUUCUGUCGGGCCUCAAAUUUUCUGGCUCAUCGUGGAGUCCACACAGGAGAGAAGCCAUACCGGUGUGAUGUGUGUGGUAAGCGCUUCAGACAGAGAUCCUAUCUUCAAGCCCACCAGAGGGUCCACACCGGAGAGAAACCGUACAAAUGUGAGGAGUGUGGUAAGGUCUUCAGUUGGAGCUCAUACCUUCAAGCCCAUCAGAGAGUUCACACUGGAGAAAAACCAUAUAAAUGUGAGGAAUGUGGGAAGGGCUUCAGUUGGAGCUCAAGUCUUAUAAUUCAUCAGCGAGUACAUGCUGAUGAUGAGGGUGAUAAUGACUUGCCUUCUCCAGACAAUUUGCACAGGAAAGAAGCUCCAUAAAAUAUGUUUUAAUACCUCAAAUGGGUGCUGAAAUAGUCUAAUUAUCAGAACUGUCCUAGAAGACAAAGCAUUUUAUAAAAGAGUCAGUAUUUAGCCAGGGCUUGACAUGUCACAGUGGUUGGGUGACCACACAGCAGAAAAGCCUCAUGAGAGCAGUGACAUAAGGACUUCAUUCAGAACGCUGACAUUUAGCAGAUAAUAGAUGGAAGUGAGGCUUAGGAAGGACGCAUCUGAUCUGAAGUUGACUGAAGGGCUGAGAGGGAAGUGCCAGAAUUUUAUAUUCCAUGAGAGUAUCAGCUCGCAAGAGCAUAGGGAUUUGUUGACUGCCAAAUCUAUUCCGUGUUUUCAGUGCCUAAUACAUGGUAGGUAUUUAGUAAUGUUAAAUGAGUGAAAGGGAGAAUGGUCAUAUGUGAAAUUUUUAUUCAGUUCUUCUUUAAAAAUUUCUGUGAAAUGUGCUUAGAAGAGGAAUUCUGCAAGGCUUGGGGGACAUUUAAGUUGUACCCAUGGGCUUAUUUUCCCAACCCUACAGGUCCUGUGAACUAGUGUUUAUCAACCUGCCAGUAGGUCCCCAAUCACUUCAGUGGGUUGUGACCAGCACUUUUAUAUGCUAACAUUUUAUUGAGGUAUAAUUUGCAUGCAGUAACAUGCAUAAAUCUCAAUUUUACAACUUCAUGAAUUUUGACAAAUGUAUACACUUAUGUAAUCACCAAAAUCAAUGUAUACAAUAUUUCUAUUAAACCAGAAUGUUUCCUUGUGUACAUUUCUAGUCAUUCCCACCUCCAGUGGCAUCAAGUUUGAUUGCUAUACCUCACAUUAGUUGUCUGUUCUUUGGUUCAAUGUGUGUCCUCUUAUGUCUGGAUUCUCUUGAUCAAAUAUAUGAUCAUUUUAGUAGAUUGAGGAAAGUAAGAUUGACAAAAUCAGUGUCCAUUAUAAAAAUUCCUCAGUGAGAUAAAAGACAUCUAUGAAAAUUCUACAAGCUAACAUUUUUUGUAAAAUUAUUAUUAGGGAAUAGUUGGUAUAGUAAAAUCGACUCUUAGGUAUAUCAUUCUGUGUCAUGGCAAAUGCUUACUAUUGUAUUACUACCAACUCAAUCAAGAUGUUUUAACACUUCCAAGACCGACCCCCUACCCUGAAAUUCCUUUGUACUCUUGUAGUCAACCCCUCUCCCUGUCUCCUCUCCCUGCCUUUGGCAGCCAUCUGCCUGUUUCCUGUCUGCAUAGUUUACUUUUUUUGGAAUGUCCUAAAAUGGAAUCAUACAGUAUGUAAUCUUUCAAGUCUGGCUUCUUUCACUUUAUGCUUCUGAGAGUCAUGAAUCUUGAUGUGUGGCUCUGCUGAAUGGUAGUCUAGUGUAUGGAUGGAUCGUGUUUGGUUUAUCCAUUUAUGAAUUCAAGGAUAUUUGAGUUUCCAGUUGUUAGCGAUUAUGAAGAAAACAGUGAUAAAUAUUUUCAAAGAGAUAUGUGUGUCAACACAGGUUUUCUUUGUCUUAGUAAAAAUUUAAAUAGUGGAAUUGUGUAGUAUGUCUAACUGUAUGGAAAGCUAACAACUCUAAAAUGGGUAUACCAGUUUGCAUUCCUACCAUCAAUGCAUAUUAGGGUUUUGCUUUUACCAUUUGAAAAGGUUUAUUGUGACAUCUUUGGUUUUAAUUUGCAUUUUCCUAAUGACUGUGUUGGGCAUCUUUUAUAUCUGAAUGUGUCCUGUAUGUGUAUCUAUUUUCUCUGGGAACUGUUUUCUUGUUCUUGAUUUUUGAGAGUUUAUGUGUUCCAGGCAUAUGUCCUUUGUCAGUUACAUGUGCAAAUAUUUUAUCUCUGUGCGUUUUGUGUUUUUAUUCCAUUAUCAGUGUUUUUCACAGAGUAGAAAUUUUGUUUUUGAUGAAGUUCUGUUUUCAUCUUCCAUGGAUUGUGCUUUUGGUUUUAGAUCUAAGAACUCUGCCCAAUCCAAGGUCACUAAGACUUUUCUCCUUUUUUUAUCUAAAAAUUUUAUGGUUUCAUGUUUUUGCAUUUAGGUCUCUGAUCCAUGUGAGUUCAUCUUAUAAAGUGUGAGGUCAAGGACCGUGGUUUUUGGUCCGUGAACAUCCACUUACUAAGUAUCCUUUUAACAUCAAAUUUCUGUUAGCCCUUGUGGAAAAUCUAUUGAUCAUACGUGUGGGUCUUCUUUUGGCCUCUGCUUGGUUCCAUCAAUCUAUGCGUCUAUCAUUUUGCUAAUAUGUAGCCUUAUUUAAGUCUUGAAAUGAGAUGGUGUGAGUUUUCCAACUCCAUUCUUCUUUUUCAAAAUGUUUUGGCCUUUUUAAUUUGUUAACUUUUGUAUAAUUUUUAAAAUAAGUUUUGUGAUUUUUAAAAAUAAACUAAUUGAUGGAAAUUUUGUUGGGAUUGCACUGAGUAUAUAUAGAUAACUUUAGGGAGACUUAGCAUCUUAGCAAUAUUGAAUAUUCUAAGCCACAGACAUGGAGUAUCUGCCUAUUUGUUUAGGACACUUCCAUUUCCUUUUGUCAAUAAUUUGUAGUUCUCAGCACAUAGAUUCUGCACAUAUUUUAUUAGAUUAGAUUUAUACCUAAUACUCUGUGUUUUUUGGUGCUAAAUUAAAUGGUACAAUUUUUCAAAUUUCAA